ACAUUUCCCUCCCCAGGGCUCUCUGAUUGCCUCCCCUUUGCCAUGGCUCAGCUCAAAUCGAGAAGCACUGAGGAAGGGAAGGGGCUUUGUGGGAACCUGCUGGAGCAGCCCAGGAAGGAGGAACCAGGCCCUGCCCCCCAGGAGCUCCCAGUCUAGUGGGGGGACAAGUGUCCGAGGCCGUGUCUACACUGGCCUUGCAGUAUGGAUAGGAGAGACUCUCAGAGGGAGGCUGUGGCAGUGCUGCGGGCCAGGAGCUCUGUUCUGAGGGUCAGACAUGAGCUGAGCUUGGAAGAAGGAAGCCAGGAGGCCCAGGGAGGAGGGAGAACCUUUCAGCCUGAGGGAAGCCAUUGGAGAUGCCCAGAGGCAGGGGAUGGAGGGUCCUGGUCAGGCUCAGCCAGGAGGCCAGUGUCCCUGGUCAGAGGAGAGGAAGAAGGGACUUGAGGAUGUUCAGGGGUGUCUGCAGGGGUCUCCUCUGAGCCUGUCCUGAAAUGAUGAGGCUCCCCGGUGGCAAGAGGUUGAAUGGGGCCGCCAAGGACCCAGCCGGACAGGCGCAGCCCAGACAGUGUUUGGCUCUGACCUCCUUCUUCGUGGCUUCUGGCCCUGGGUGCCCCCUCCUGAGUCUGCAGCUUCCUCUAAUGGGGGACCGUCUGCCCCCCAUUUCCUCCAUCUCCCUCCUUAAAGGAGGAAGAAGAGAGUCAUGGAGGGACGUCUGGAUGUGCCCCGGGAGGGCCCUUUGGCGAUGAGUCCCCAGAGGAGGCAGGAGAAGGUACAAAAAAAGCCCAGACUGAAAGCAGACCUGUGAGCAGGACAAGCACAGGAGCCACGUUCAGGCCAUCUCAGAGAGCAGAUUCUGCCGUGCCAGGAGAAGAAACAGGAAGGAUCUGCUGCUCAUCCCAAGAAGGAGACAGGAAGCAGCACAGGAACAAGGGAGGAGAUUGGGGAAGGACAGAAGCCCUCCUGGGAAAGAGCCAUCCAGCAGUGUGCAGGUGCCCCGAGGGCCGGAGAGAGUAGCAGGGAAGGGGAGCAGCCAGAGAAAUGGAGUUUGCUAUCAGCAAGGCUCUUGCUCAGGCUCAGGCCAAGAUGGAGGCAGAGAGGCCUUCGAUGGCCUCAGAUGGCCCUGCAGGGGAAACUGAGUCAAGAGGGCCUUCCUUGGCCCCCAGCACUGCCAGUCUCCCUCUGAGAGUCCCUUCCAUCUAUACUGCAGGGCCAGUGUAGACACGGCUGCUGACAUUUGUUCCUCCUUUAGACUGGGAGCUCCUGGGGGGCAGGGCCUGGUUCCAGGGACAGUAGCAGUGCCAGGAGCAGCCUUUUGGGAAGUAAUCCAUCCCGAUGGGCUCUUUGACUCUUCAGAAGGGAUUUGGUAUUCAACCCUGAAAGGGAACUCUAAUAUUAUUCUACCAAGUGUUGGUGACGUUCCAGGAUGUGGCUGUGGACUUCACCCAGGAGGAGUGGCGCCUCUUGGACCCUGGUCAGAAGGAGCUGUACAAGGAGGUGAUGGUGGAGAAUGCCCAGAACAUGCUCUCCCUGGGUCUUCCCGUUCCCAGAGAAGAUUUAAUCUCCCAUUUUGACCAAGGGAGAGCUCCAUGGAUGCUGGAGGGAGAAGGCCCCAGCAACUCCUGUCUAGAUGGAGAGAAGAGCCUUGAAAUGAGAGAGACUAAUGCAAAGCUCAAGGAAGAGUCACAACAGCCAGGAUUCAUGAAUGAUAAUUGCUGUGACUUCAGUCUGAGAGAAAUCUGUGACUCUGAUUUCAAGAUAGAAAAAACACAAAAGGUUCAGAGUGAAUUUGAUAAAAAUGGAAAGAAUAUCAGGCAAUAUUCCAUCUCAAUUCAGUGUAAAAAAACGAUCUCAGGCAAUGACUCUUCUCAGGACAGUAAAUGCAGGGAAUGCUUUACUAAACAAGUGGUGUUUAUUGAGUCUCAUGAGAAGCCUCCAGUAUUACAAACCUAUCAAUGUCAUAACUGUGAGAUGACUUUCAAUUUAAAAUCAGACCUAAUUAGACAUCAGAGAAGUCAUGCUGGAGAAAUGCUUUAUACAUAUAAUGCAGUUGAGGAGGCCUUAAGUCAUAAUUCAGAGCUCACUGACCACCAGAAAAAUCAAAAUGGAAAAAAAUAUUAUGAAUGUAAUGACUAUGGUAAAGCCUUCAAGAAACAAUUAUCACUUAUACACCAUCAAAAAUUUCAUACUAGCACAAAGCUGCAUAAAUGUAUGCAAUGUGGGCAAGCCUUCAGGAGACAGUCAUUGCUCAUUUCCCAUCAGAAAAUUCAUACUAGAGAGACAUCUAAUGAGUAUCCUGAAUAUAGUAAAACUUUCAGUGAAAAGUCAUCCCUUAUUUUAUGUGAAAGAAGUCAUACUAGAAAACAACCAUAUGAUUAUAACCAGUGUGGAAAGACUUUCACACAGAAAUCUCAUCUGAUUGUACAUCAGAGAAUCUAUGCUGGAGAGAAACCUUAUAAGUGUAGUCAGUGUGGAAAGAGUUUCCAACAGAAAUCCAGUCUUACUAACCAUCAGAGAAUCCACACUGGAGAGAAACUUUUUAAGUGGAGUCAGUCUGGAAAUAGUUCCUCACAAAGCUUCUGUCUUGCUUCAAAUCAAAGAAUCCACCCUGGAGAAAACCUUUAUGGAUGUAAUCAAUGUGGUAAGAAUUUCAGAUGCAAUUCUAAUCUCCUUCAACAUCAGAGAAUCCACACUGGAGAGAAACCUUAUGCAUGUAAACAAUGUGGAAAGACUUUCAGACAGAGGGGCAGUCUUAAUGAGCAUCAGAGUAUCCACACUGGAAAGAAGCCUUAUGAAUGCCAUCAAUGUGGAAGGAGUUUUAGGCUGAAACCCAUUCUUAGUGCACAUCAGAGAAUCCACACUGGAGAAAAACCUUAUAAGUGUAAUCAGUGUGGAAAGACUUUCAGACAGAGGUGCACUCUCAAUGCUCAUCAGAGAAUCCACACUGGAGAAAAAUCUUAUGAAUGUAAUCAAUGUGGAAAGUCUUUUGGAACAUCAUCAAGACUUGCUCAACAUAAGAGAAUCCACACUGGAGAGAAACCUUUUGCAUGUCAUCAGUGUGGAAAGAGUUUCACACAGAAGUUCGGUCUUGCUCAACAUAAGAGAAUCCAUACUGGAGAGAAGCCUUAUGAGUGUAAUCACUGUGGAAAGAGUUUCAGACAGAAGUUCAGUCUUGUUGUUCAUCAGAGAACCCACACUGGAGAGAAACCUUAUGAAUGUAAUCAAUGUGGAAAGACUUUCAGGCGAUAUUUCAGUCUUGUUGAACAUAAGAAAAUCCAUACUGGAGAGAAACCUUAUUCAUGUAAUCAAUGUGGAAAGGCUUUCAGAAGAAAUUCUGAUCUUCUUAAACAUCAAAGAAUCCACACUGGAGAGAAACCUUAUGCAUGUAAACAAUGUGGAAAGAGGUUCACACUGAGUUGCAAUCUUGUUGUACAUCAGAGAAUUCACACUGGAGAGAAACCUUAUGAAUGUAAACAAUGUGGUAAGACUUUCACACAGAGCUCCAAUCUUGCUCUACAUCAGAGAAUCCACACUAGAGAGAAAACCUGUGAAUAACAUGACUAUGGUAAACCUUUUAGGAAUUGCUCAUCUCUUGUUGUUCAUCAGAGAAUCCACACUGGAGAGAAACUUUAUGAAUGGAAGCAAUGUAAAACCUUCAGUCAUCCCUUAUUUCCCAUGAGAGAAUUCAUACUAGAUAGAAAUCUUAUCAGAGCAAUGAGUGAGAAAAUGCAUUAAAAUGGAGUACAAAGCUUUAUUAGACAUUCUGAGGACAAGCUGAAUAUGGAUUCAGUGUGGGAAUUCUGUCCGUCAGUCUGAGAUCAUCUCUUACUUACAAACAUCAUCAGAAGAUUCAUAGUGGAGAGAAACCGUAGGAAUGUGCUCCCAGGGACAUGCCUUUUGAUGGAAGUGAGAAGUUCCUAGACAUCAGAAUCUUCACACUGGAAGGAAAGCUUAGAAAAACCAUGAUUGUAGGAAACCCUUGAAAUGGAUUUAUUCUUGAAUGUACAUUGGAGAAUAAAACUUGGGGUUCAAAUGAGCAAAUAAAUCCUUCUUGCAUUAGCACAGAUUUAAUUAGAUAAUCUAAAUUUCACAUUGUAUACAAAGUCCCAUAAAGGUAAUAAAUUUUCUUCUGAAAUGCGAUUGUUUCUAAUUCUUCCUUACUAACAUUCCAUAGCAUUCUUAUACUAUAACUUCAUCAGCCAUUUUCCAGUUGAUUAAAAUAUUCUCUAUUUACUGUUGUUUGAUGA
Messenger RNA from Monodelphis domestica (gray short-tailed opossum), 4241 nucleotides. NCBI's taxonomy places the organism in Eukaryota, Metazoa, Chordata, Mammalia, Didelphimorphia, Didelphidae. The record is from RefSeq and is a predicted model, not a curated record.